Molecule: messenger RNA, 2240 nt
Organism: Myotis davidii
Lineage: Eukaryota; Metazoa; Chordata; Mammalia; Chiroptera; Vespertilionidae
Gene: ZNF710
Product: zinc finger protein 710
Exons: 4
Biological process (GO): regulation of transcription by RNA polymerase II
Cellular component (GO): nucleus
Molecular function (GO): RNA polymerase II cis-regulatory region sequence-specific DNA binding; DNA-binding transcription activator activity, RNA polymerase II-specific
Source: RefSeq, a predicted model, not a curated record
UACCUGGUGGAGGCGGGCGACCGGCAGAAGCGCUGGCAGUGCCGCAUGUGCGAGAAGUCCUACACGUCCAAGUACAACCUGGUGACGCACAUCCUGGGCCACAACGGCAUCAAGCCCCACUCGUGCCCGCACUGCAGCAAGCUCUUCAAGCAGCCCAGCCACCUGCAGACGCACCUGCUCACGCACCAGGGCACGCGGCCCCACAAGUGCCAGGUGUGCCACAAGGCCUUCACGCAGACCAGCCACCUCAAGCGCCACAUGCUGCUGCACUCCGAGGUCAAGCCCUACAGCUGCCACUUCUGCGGCCGCGGCUUCGCCUACCCCAGCGAGCUCAAGGCCCACGAGGUCAAACACGAGAGCGGCCGCUGCCACGUGUGCGUGGAGUGCGGCCUGGACUUCUCCACGCUGACGCAGCUCAAGCGCCACCUGGCCUCCCACCAGGGCCCUACCCUCUACCAGUGCCUCGAGUGCGACAAGUCCUUCCACUACCGCAGCCAGCUGCAGAACCACAUGCUCAAGCACCAGAACGUGCGGCCCUUCGUGUGCACCGAGUGCGGCAUGGAGUUCAGCCAGGUCCACCACCUCAAGCAGCACUCGCUCACCCACAAGGGUGUGAAGGAGUUCAAGUGCGAGGUGUGUGGCCGGGAGUUCACGCUGCAGGCGAACAUGAAGCGGCACAUGCUGAUCCACACCAGCGUCCGGCCCUACCAGUGCCACAUCUGCUUCAAGACCUUCGUGCAGAAGCAGACCCUCAAGACCCACAUGAUUGUACACUCGCCGGUGAAGCCAUUCAAAUGCAAGGUGUGCGGGAAAUCCUUCAACCGCAUGUACAACCUGCUGGGCCACAUGCACCUGCACGCGGGCAGCAAGCCCUUCAAGUGCCCCUACUGCUCCAGCAAGUUCAACCUCAAGGGCAACCUGAGCCGGCACAUGAAGGUCAAGCACGGGGUCAUGGACAUCGGCCUGGACAGCCAAGACCCCAUGAUGGAGCUGACGGGCACCGACCCCUCGGAGCUGGACGGCCAGCAGGAGAUGGAGGACUUCGAGGAGAAUGCCUACGCGUACGCGGGCGUGGACGGCAGCGCGGAGGCAAGCGUCCUCACCGAGCAGGCCAUGAAGGAGAUGGCCUACUACAACGUGCUAUAGCAACGCUGGGCCGCCCGGCACCGGGGCAGGGGGGCCUGGGCGUGGGGGUGAGACCCGCGGGCUGCGGAGAAUCGAGCUACUGCCCCACUGCCCGGAGCCCUCCCCCGACACGGAGUCGUUGGCACCACCAGGGACUUGUAGACCAAAUGGACUGUACCACUGGCGUCAGCCGUGAACCUGGGCCUGCUGCCGUGGGAGGGUCGGGGAAAGGGACAGGGCACAGGGCACAGGUUCUCAGGGGUCCCCAGGCUCAGCAGUGCUGGGGCAGCCAGGGUGCGCACGGCUGGCCGAGCUGAUGGCCCCGCAGGGCUCCUGACACUGGAAUAGGGAUCGCGUGAGCCAGGCCUGGUUCCCCCCCUGCCUGCCUCCAGGGAUGUCGGGGCUCCCAGCUGGCCAGCACUGCCCGCCCAUACCCACGAGCCCCCUGGCUGGGUACAGCCCAGGCCCAUAGCCGUCUUCCCCACCCUGCCAAUCGUCAGCCAGGCAGGCCACCGCCUUCUACCUCCCGGUGCCUCCCCAGCGCCCCCUGGAGCCAGGUGCGCAUGCAGCCCCAACCUGGCCCGCGGGACAGCAGGGUGCAGCCCACCCCCAGGGAACGCCUUCUCCAGCCAAUUCCCAGCAGGCCCCCUUCUUACCGCCCUAAGGUGGGUUUAGGCAGACGUCACCCGGUUCUGUCUUAGCUGGGGCACCACACACAGAGUGUCCCAGCUCAGGGUCCCCAAUGCGAGCUGAGCCGGCCACGCCAUGGUCCGGCCACACAAGGACAGGCCGAGGCCCCUUGAGGCCCCUUGAGCGAGGCUGCCUGGGCGCUGACCGGAGCACUGGUCUUAUUUAAGGUGGAACAAGUAUCCACGCUGAGGGCGGGACAGCCGAGUCUGCAGGCUCCCGGGAACAGCAACAUUUAAAAGGAAAAUGAAGACCAUAGCGGAAAAAAAGAUUUUUGGGGGGCGGGGGGUCUUUGGAAGGUAAUUUAUCUCAUGCUUUUCCUUUUCAACUCUGUGUCGCCUAUAACCUUUUCUGAUGGAGACAGUUUUCUUCUUCCCCAAUGGAAGCUUUUUCGUGUGCCCCCAGCCUGGAGCCACCUGGCCUGGUGA